AUGUUAACUUCUCCCGGUAUUCAAGGCAUGAUGAUCAGUCAAAAUAAUCGACUCGCAAGAAAGGCUGUGGAAGUAGGUGUUGCUGGGAUUGUUGUCUCCAACCAUGGAGGCUGCCAACUAGAUUAUACUCCUACCACCAUUUCUGUCCUGGAAGAGGAUCUCAAGAAAAAAGGAGUCUUUAAAAGAAACUCUGCCAUUGGAAAAGUUGUAGUUGAUGCUGUUGGAGGAAAAGUUCCUGUUCUGCUUCAUGGAGGAGUAAGGCGAGGAACAGAUGUGUUCAAGGCAUUUGCCUUGGGUGCACAAGCUGUCCUUGUUGGAAGGCCUGUAAUCCAUGGUCUUGCAGCAAACGGAGAACGCGGUGUGAGACGGAUUAUCGAAAUGCUGAAAGAUGAGUUUGAGCUCACUAUGGCCCUCUGUGGCUGCCCUGGUGUUAUGGAUAUCACCAGGAGCCAUGUGAGAACAGAAUGUGAUCAACUCCACUCCAUGCUUUGA
This is a messenger RNA of Prunus armeniaca (apricot), 492 nucleotides long. The record is from the annotation of a GenBank genome assembly. Lineage: Eukaryota; Viridiplantae; Streptophyta; Magnoliopsida; Rosales; Rosaceae.